AUGUCCGAGGACCUCGCCGGCAGAAUCCACGUCUUCUCCGACGGCUCUGUCCUACAGGACCGCUCCGCUGCUGCAGCUUGCGUCGCCCCCGAGCUCGGCAGUGAACUCCAGCGACGUGUGAGCUACUGUGCUUCUUCCACCACAGCCGAACUGGUGGGUCUGCAGCUGGCGGCCGAUCUACUUCGCGACUCGCCGGCUGUCACGAGCGCAGUUAUUUUCUCCGACUCUAAACCAGCUCUGCGCCAGCUCGCGAGGGAGGACUCCGGCGCACCACUUGGACAGCGCGUUGCCCAGAGUCUCCUGGCACUUCGGGAGAGUGGUUGCGACGUUGUCUUGCAGUGGCUACCAUCCCACGUCGGCAUCGCAGGCAACGAGGCGGCGGACGAGCUCGCAAAGCGAGCACACUCCGCCGCGAUCCCGCUGACGGAUUACACCACGUCGUUUGACUCUGCGCGCUUCAAUUUUUGUCGAGAGUUAGUGCGAGCAUCUUGA
Molecule: messenger RNA, 492 nt
Organism: Rhipicephalus sanguineus (brown dog tick)
Lineage: Eukaryota; Metazoa; Arthropoda; Arachnida; Ixodida; Ixodidae
Exons: 1
Coding region: 1-492 (163 amino acids)
Molecular function (GO): nucleic acid binding; RNA-DNA hybrid ribonuclease activity
Source: RefSeq, a predicted model, not a curated record